UCUACUUUAUAUAACACUAUAUUCUCACAUGGUUCACUCCAGGGCACUUAGAACUGUAGAAGAGGAAAGAUAAAGAAAAUUGGAAUUAGGGUUUUAGCACUUCUCUUCUCUCUCUCUCUCUCUCUCCCUCCCCGUCCUUCACUGGGUUGUCUCCUGCCAGCUUUUGGGUCACUCAAGGAUUUGAAUGAAUUGUAUUGGGCACAUAUAAUUACAUCUGUGUAUAUAUAUGCACUUCAAUUAAGUGGUCGUAAUGGUUUCGAUGCCGUCGAAAAGUAUAUGGAUGCAUCGGCAGCAAUGCCCAUGUGGGGAUUGGAAAUGUUUUGUAACAUAUGAGGGAGAUGCUGAAGACGCAUCAGUAGUUUCCAAGUUGGUAAAAAAUGAUAAUUUCUCAAUUGAAGCAAUGGUUUCACCUUAUGUAGGAAUGGUGUUUAAAAGUGAUGAGGAUGCGUUUGAGUACUACGGCAAUUUUGCUAGGAAGAAUGGGUUUUCAAUUAGGAAAGAGCGCUCGAGGUUGAGCCCACAAUUGGGUGUUUAUAAAAGGGAUUUUGUAUGUUAUCGAUCUGGUUUUGCUCCAGCAAGAAAAAAACCUACAGGGGAGAACCAUAGGGAUCGGAAAUCAGUUCGGUGUGGUUGUGAUGCAAAAAUGUACUUGUCAAAAGAGGUUGUCGAUGGGGUCUCUCAAUGGUUUGUCGUACAAUUUAGUAAUGUGCAUAAUCAUGAAUUAUUGGAAGAUGAUCAAGUGCGUCUUCUUCCGGCAUACCGUAAAAUUCAGGAAGCUGAUCAAGAGCGAAUACUCUUGCUUUCCAAAGCUGGGUUUCCAAUUCAUCGUAUAGUUAAAGUGCUGGAGUUAGAAAAGGGAAUCCAAGGAGGACAAUUGCCAUUUAUGGAAAGGGAUGUUAGAAAUUUUGUUCAAAAUCGUAAGAAAGUGGUUCAAGAGAAUGAAGUUUUAUUGACUGAGAAAAGAGAAAACGAUACGUUAGAGCUUCUUGAGGUGUGUAGGGCCACAAAAGAAGGGGAUCCUUAUUUUGUUUAUGAUGUUACCGUGGAUGAGAAUGAAAAGGUUGAGAAUAUUGCUUGGUCAUUUGGGGACUCGAUUCAUGCAUACACCAUGUUUGGUGAUGUAGUUUAUUUUGACACAACAUAUUGUUCAAUCACCUAUGGCAUGCUUUUUGGAGCAUGGCUUGGCAUUGACAACCAUGGUAAAACUAUCUUCUUUGGUUGUGCUCUGUUGCAAGAUGAAACAGUGCGUUCUUUUGCAUGGGCUUUGCAGACUUUUGUACAUUUUAUGAAAGGAAGAUGUCCGCAGACAAUUCUAACCGAUCUGGACCCUGGGCUUAGAGAUGCUAUAAGAAGUGAACUACCAAAUACUAAGCAUGUUAUUUCUAUUUGCUACAUUCUGCCCAAACUAUCCUGUUGGUUCUCUCUCCCACUUGGACCCAGAUAUACAGAAUUUAGAUCUGAGUUUGAUGUGCUAUAUCAUCUGGACAGCACUGAGGAUUUUGAAUUUCGAUGGAAUCAGAUGGUUGGUCAAUAUGGACUUAGUUCAGACAAACACAUUGCACUACUCUUUUCCUUCCGGACAUCUUGGGCAUUACCGUACAAAAAAGGUUGCUUUCUAGCGAGAAUGGAAACAACAGAAUAUUCUAAGUCUGUAGAUGCUUUCUUGAAAGGGGUCUUUAGUGCACAAACAUGUUUGCGUAGUUUUUUGGAGCAGGUUGGGAUUUCCUCGUCUCUUAAAAUUCAGACACGUGAAGAGAUGCAGUAUAUGCAUUUCAGAACAUGCUUACCCAUUGAAGAGCAUGCACGGACUAUUCUUACUCCUUUCGCUUUCAAUGCAUUGCAGCAUGAAUUGGUGCUGGCUAUGCAAUAUGCUACUUCUGAAAUGACUAAUGGAUCACACAUUGUACACCACUUCAAGAAGAUCGACGGAGAGCGUCUUGUUAUAUGGAUACCAGAAGACGAACAAAUUCACUGUUCCUGCAAGGAAUUUGAGUCCUCGGGAAUCUUAUGCAGACACGCUCUUCGUGUACUUUUAAUGAAAAACUACUUUCAACUUCCUGAGAAGUAUUUUCCAAGUCGGUGGCGGCAAGAGAAGUCACUUGUUCCUUGUGAUGAUCAGAAUAAUCAGAAUGGCAAUGAUGAAUGGUUUCAAGAAUUUUAUACCCUUACUGGAACUCUGUUCACAGAAUCAUCAAUCACAAAGGAGCGUUCUGAUUAUGUUCAUCGAGAACUCACAAAAGAACUUACAAGGCUCAUUAGUGAGGUUAUUUGGCACACAAGAUUCAGACAUGGUUAAUUUCUCCAUUCAACUGAUCUAUGAAUUAUUGAUGCUCUGAAUGCAAAUGAUCCUCAAGUUGGAUGACGAAGACCCAUUAUUUGCGCGCCUCAACAGCAAAAAAAAGAAAUGAAGACAGAUAGAGAACUGGCUUUCUCAAACUCACAAGGCCUAUCGUCAAUCACUCCCUGAGGCCCUCCUGCAUCUCAAUUUCAGAAUUGUACUUGCAGUUGCUGGUAAUAAUGUUAGACAUAGAAGCACGGACACAGGUAUGGACAUGAUGGAACACAUCGAUUUUGAAAAAAAUAAGAUACGGACAUGAUAGAGAUACGACAACAAAAAUAUUUUAUAUAUUUUUAUUUUCUUUGUAUAUGAAUAUAAAUUUAGGGCAAAAAAAUAUAAGAGAUAUCAAUGUAUAUGUGGGUGUAUUUUUAUUUCUUUUUUUUUCAUUUUCUUUCCUCUUUGUUUAUAUAUUUUACUUUGAUCUCAAAUCACCUUGCUAAAAUUAUAACAAAGAAGCUUGUGAAGGUGUCUUGAAGCAUGUCUUGGAAAAGAAAAUUUUAAAAAUUGACAUGCCAAGUGACAUGUCCGACACGUGAAUAAGUGUCCCUGGGGUGUCAGUGUCCCAUAGACACUCAUUUUGAAUUGUUGAUACUUCAUUGGAUAGGAGUGACUAUUAUUCAUUUUGAAUCGCAUUCUGAAGAGGGUCCCUCUCGUGUAGAGAACCCCUUUCAUGAUAUCUAUUAAAUUAUUAUUUAAAUGAAGCAAUAUAGAUUAAUAACAAUACUACGAAUCCAGAUUUAAUUACUCAGAAAUUAUCUAAAAUUAUCAUCUUAUAAUUCAAAUUUAAGACUCCACACUAUACAAAUUUAAUCUCCAUCAAACAACCACGCAUCCUGAAAAAUCUAGGUGUACAAGUCUGGUUCCCAGACCUAAUGAUAGAUUAAUGACAAGGAGAGCCUCAUUUCUAACCACAUAAUUUUAUAUUCUCACUGAUAAAUGGUCAGUGUCUGGCACAGUACUAUGUUAUAGAUGACAAAAGGAAAACCCUUGUUGCAUUAUUGUCACAAAAACAUCAUGUACUCAGAUCUUUUAUUUGUUUAUUUUCUUUUAUUUCUUUCUGUUUGUUUGCCCUCAAAUCUUGUAUUUCUUGAACUACAUUUUUGGGUUGGGAGAUGUAGGACCCCUGCAUCAAACUGUGAAUGAUGUUCUAUAAUUACCUCAAUCAUUUAGAGAUGAACCGGUAUCUUUUUUUAAGAGAUGAACCGGUAUCUUUUUUUUUUUUUUUAAGAGUCAUUUGGUGCCUUUCACCUGUCUUAUAGUCAUAGGUUAUGCUAAAUGAGUUUAGCUGCUUGAUUAAAAUAAUAGAAUAAUUAAAAAAACUAAAAAUCAUUAAAUAGUAGAAUAAUUAAAUGAUUUUUUUCUUCUCUUACAUGGUUUUGCAGGUAAUGAUCAGAAAUCUUGGUAAUUACUCUAAAAAAUCAUGUGAGUUUUUGAAGUGCCAUCAUUGUGAAAGUAUAAUUAAAUUUUUGUAUCUUCCUCUAAUUCAGUGUCCCUCAAAUGUCUAUUAUAGUCAGAAUGUUGUUUUGCUCCAGGAAUAUUUGUGCUUGACCUUGAACUCAACAACAGUGAGCUAAUAAGAACCUGUGCUGCAAUUCCAGAUAAAUCCCUAUGUUUGAAAUUUCUGUAUAUUACAAGAUCAAAAUUAAUAUCCAGUAAUCGUCUAUUCUUCUGGAAAAAAAGGUUUAACAAGUAAUCAUGAAAUUACAGUGAUCAUGAAAAAAACACAUAAUGAUGCCAUGCCUAAAAAAA
Messenger RNA from Camellia sinensis, 4087 nucleotides. The record is from RefSeq and is a predicted model, not a curated record. NCBI's taxonomy places the organism in Eukaryota, Viridiplantae, Streptophyta, Magnoliopsida, Ericales, Theaceae.